AUGACGCAGGGUAUUAUGUCUGGUGACUCGCGGAUCGUGUUGAUGCCAUACAACAAUCGCUGGCGCGCCCUUCGCAAGAUCAUGCACAACAUCCUCGCGGGACGUCAACAGGACAUAUUCAAACCGUUUCAGGAUCUGGAAUCAAAACAACUUCUUUGGGAUUAUCUCCAUCAGCCAGAUCGCUGGUGGUCGGCAAAUGGGAGCGUAUACAAACGAGAACUUGACCGAAUCAUUGAGCGAAUGGGUGCUGGGACUCAGCGAGACUGCUUUACGACACACUUUAUUCAAACCCCAGAAGCUGAGGAAAUGGAUGAGACUCAAAAACUCUUCACCCUCGGUUCGUUGAUAGAAGCAGGCAGCGAUACCUCUAGAGUCACAUUGGGGCAAAUCAUUGCUGCCGCCGCCAUUUACCCCGAUUGGGUCAAACGUGCUCGUGAGGAAUUAGAUGUCACUUGCGGUGAAAGAGCCGAGAGACUCCCACAAUGGGAAGAUCGAGACUCGCUGCCCUAUAUAAAAGCCGUCGUCAAGGAAGGCUUCAGAUGGAGACCGAAUAUCGCUGAAAUUGGAGCCCCAACAACAUUGAUUAAGGAUGAUGAAUACGAGGGAUACAGGUUUCCGGCAGGCACUGUUUUUGUCUGGAAUGCGUGGGCUAUUGCUCUGAGUCCCGCCGAGUACGAAGAUCCCGAAAGGUUCUGGCCGGAAAGAUUUCUGAAUGCUGACUUGGACAAUCCACUCAAAGGCCACUGGGCAUUCGGACCUGGGCGGCGUGUGUGCGUUGGAUGGAAGGUCGGAGAAAUGAACGUAUGGAUAGCAAUUGCUCGCAUGCUGUAUUGCUUUGACUUUAAGCAAAUCCCUGGUGAGGUCAUUGAUAGCAUGACCAUUCCACAGCUGUCACACGACAGAGCUCCCUUCUCGGUCAAGGUACAGGUGAGGAGUCCAGCGCAUGCAAAUUUAAUAAUGUCCGAUUGCGAGGCCGCAACGAAGGCCAUUUGA
Messenger RNA from Exophiala aquamarina CBS 119918, 993 nucleotides. RefSeq lists its product as uncharacterized. The record is from RefSeq and is a predicted model, not a curated record. Lineage: Eukaryota; Fungi; Ascomycota; Eurotiomycetes; Chaetothyriales; Herpotrichiellaceae. The transcript is spliced from 3 exons. Gene Ontology annotation, molecular function: iron ion binding; oxidoreductase activity, acting on paired donors, with incorporation or reduction of molecular oxygen; monooxygenase activity. Bases 1 to 993 code for a protein of 330 amino acids.